AUGGAAGAAAUCAAUUAUCUCGUCGCUCUGAAAUAUCCAGGAAAGCUUAUUAUUGUACACCUUGACAGUUUAGAAGUUCGAGUCGAGCGCUCUCCCUGCCCAUCAACCAGCUUUUAUACCCCUGUCAGCUAUCGGCACAUUUUCUUUGCAUGAAAAAACAGAGCAAUCUUAUAUGAUCAUUUAAAAGCAAAAAUUGAAAUUGAAUACCCUCCUAUUCCCAAAACUCUACCAUCUAUGAUGCCAAUAUGCUAUGAGGACAAAAUUUGGUUGUUUUCAGGAGAAGACAUUGCAUAUGUAAUCGACAUGAAAACUCCUUCAGGCUGAGAAAUGGAAAGUACUGGCUUCCGGACUAUUUCUAAGAAUUAUUGCUUUCUUAAGCCAAACUCUUUAGCUGUCAUCAAAUCUUCACUGCUUUCUGACACUUUUGGUUGCCGAUUUGGAGGUUUACAGAAAGAUGUGAAUUUAACAGUGCUAAAACUAGAUGGGCUCAGCCAUACACAGCAUAAUAUUUCUUUGCCUUUUCUAGGACCAUUUGGAUGCGUCUCAGUGAACGAUAGGACUAUAAUGAUCUUUGGAGGGUAUGAUGUAAUUGAAGACUCAAGCUUUAAACUACUCUCAGAAAACUUAAAGAUCGUUCUCCUUAAUUACGAAAGAAAUACCUAUGAGCAAGUAGGGAGUUUGCCAUAUAAACUCGACGAACCAUGUAUUUUUCAACCUCCAUUGUUGUACAAAAAUUGUGUAUAUUCGAUAUCGAGUUGGCAAUUAGUGAGAAUUGAGAUAUCUACAAAUGAAGCCAGCAUUUUUUCUCUUAGAGAGCUUUCAAAAAAAGUAGCUUUUAACUUUUUGUGGAUCUAUAAACAAUGCACAUUAGGGAAGGCUACAGGAUCACUGAUGCUUGACAAGCUCCCCCUCUCCAUAAUCAGAGCUAUAGUAGCUGACUAUUACCUUCCUAUUUUAACCUAA
This is a messenger RNA of Blepharisma stoltei, 963 nucleotides long. NCBI's taxonomy places the organism in Eukaryota, Ciliophora, Heterotrichea, Heterotrichida, Blepharismidae. The record is from the annotation of a GenBank genome assembly.